AUGGUUGGCAAAAAGUCCGGAAAGGCUCUCCUUCGGGAUGAAGGCCUGGAGAGGACGGAUAAUAAUAUGGAAUUGUCGAGCUGGCCGCAAAUCCCUCCGAUCAACCAGAAGAAUUAUUACACGGAUUACCUCAAGCGCGAUGACCAAUAUCUGGCAUUCAGGCUGCAGAAUGAGGAAGCGCGGAAUCUAAUGACCAAAACCGCCAAAGACCGCGACCGUGCUCUGGCUAUGGCAAAAGGAAACGACUUGGGUCUCCCCGAGCCGGAGGCGGAUGUGGAUGGCGAUGCCAAUAUGGAAGAUGCGGAGGAAACUACAUCAGAAGCGGUUGGCUCAAAGGUUAUUGUUAUACAUGUUGGUAGCCUGAACCUUCGAAUUGGUCUGGCUAGUGAUGCGUUACCGAAGACGGUACCGAUGGUGAUUGCGCGAAAGUCCAGCACCUGCGAAGCUGAAGACCAAAAGGAGCACCCCAGGAGGCUGAGACAGGACAAUGGCAUCGAGAUGGAGCCAGAGAAAAAGUUUGGCUCUGAGUUCUCUUCUCAGUAUACUUCUAUGGCCGCAGACCUCAAGGCACAUAUGCGACAGAACAAACGUCGGACCCUUCCGAAUUCGAAAGAAAUGGUCAUCAAUUAUAAUCGGAGAAAGGUGCCGGAGACUAUUUCGGAACACAACGACCCCAUGCGUGUUGAAUGGACGGAUAUCCCCGACCCGGCACCGGAGUAUAUAGCGGGCCCAGAUGCCCUGAGGAUACCAGAUACCUCCAAGCCUCGGUAUAAGCUGUACUGGCCAAUGAGAUAUGGGUGGUGCAACGAAAGGGACUAUGAGAACAAACGACUCAUGUUCCUGGAUCUUUCGCUGAUCCUAGAAGAAGCAAUCAAAGGCCAGCUAGGCCUUACAAGCAAAAAGGAAUGGCCUCAGUACUCAUGUGUAUUCGUCAUUCCUGAUCUUUAUGAGAAGUCUUAUGUGUGUCAGAUGCUGGAAAUGCUCAUGAGGGAGUUUACAUUUGCUCGGUCCUGUUUCAUACAAGAAAGUCUGGCCGCCACCUUUGGCGCUGGCUUCACAUCGGCUUGUGUGGUCGAUAUUGGUGCCCAAAAGACAUCGAUAUGCUGCGUGGAGGAAGGCAUGUGCAUUGAGAAUUCUCGUGUGAACCUGAAAUUUGGUGGGACCGACGUGACGGAGACGUUUGUCAAGAUGAUGCUCUACGAUCAUUUCCCGUAUGACGGAAUCAAUCUGUGGCGCAGGUACGAUUUCCAGCUGGCUGAGGAACUGAAAAAGAAUGUCUGCACCAUGAAUGAGGCCAGCGUAUCCGUCCAAGUGUUCGAUUUUCAUCUCCGCGUAUCGGGGCAGGAUACCAAGAAAUAUACAUUCAAGGCAUACGACGAGGUUCAUCUGGCCCCCAUGGGUUACUUCCAGCCGUCUAUCUUCGAUAAUACUCUGAAGCUUGAGGGACGAAGGAAAUUGAUUUCCCGCUCAGUCGACAUCUACGAUGGGCAACCGAACGACCCGACGUCUGCAGCUCAGUCUGAGAUCUUGACCGCUCUUGCUCCUCCAUCAACCAGCCAUGUCAACGGGGACAGCCUGCCUGCCACACUAGACGUUCAAUCAACACCAAGCCGUUCCCAGCAAGUCAAUGCCCUCAGUCGCGUGCAGGAGCUGGAUGCCACGCCUCGAUCCUCCGUUGCCGGCUCUCCUGCACCUGAGGCAGUCAGCACUCCUCAAGCUGGAGGUGCUGGCACCCCUGUUCCCGGUGGACAGGCCCAAAACGUAUCGCACCCACGAGCACCGACGGUUGAAGAACGUGAUGAUAUUCUCCCGGUUUUCCCGCUCGACAAUGCGAUUCUCACCUCCAUUGCCCACGCGGCCCGCUCGGACGAACGUAAAAUGCGGGACUUCCUUGGUGGGAUUAUGGUCGUGGGAGGAGGAAGCUUGAUCAACGGCUUCCAUUCAUUUCUGGAAGAGCGACUCCAGGUCCUCCGACCAGGAUUUGCCAAAGAGAUAAUGAUUGGCACGCCGCCACGGGAUCUUGACCCGCAGGUUGUUGUCUGGAAAGGGGCCAGCGUCUUUGGGAAACUGAGUGGAACGAAUGACAGUUGGAUUGGGCAAUUAGAGUAUGACCGGCUGGGGCAUAGACUUAUGGCUUACAAGUGCAUGUGGGCUUACUGA
This is a messenger RNA of Aspergillus tanneri, 2160 nucleotides long. RefSeq names its product putative chromatin remodeling complex subunit (Arp8) (gene ARP8). The record is from RefSeq and is a predicted model, not a curated record. Gene Ontology annotation, cellular component: Ino80 complex. The transcript has 4 exons. Bases 1 to 2160 code for a protein of 719 amino acids. Lineage: Eukaryota; Fungi; Ascomycota; Eurotiomycetes; Eurotiales; Aspergillaceae. Gene Ontology annotation, biological process: double-strand break repair; regulation of DNA-templated transcription.